AUGAAGUUUGGGAAGAGCAUCUGCGUGCUCAACGUAGGGGGAACCCGGUACGCCUUCACCCGUGAGGUGAUCAGGGAUUUCCCUCUCCGGCGCGUCAGUCGCCUGCAUGCCUGCGCGACCGAGAAAGAGGUCCUGGAACUGUGCGACGACUACGACCGGGACCGGAAUGAGUUUUUCUUCGACCGGCACGCGCAGGCUUUCGUGUUCAUCAUGCUGUACGUGCGCUCCGGUAAACUCCGCUUUGUCCCCGGAGUGUGUGAGCUCUCCUUCUACACGGAGAUGCUCUACUGGGGGCUGGAGAGCGCGCACUUGGACUUCUGCUGCCAGAAACGCCUGGACGACAGGAUGUCCGAGAUCGGACUGGACAGUCUGUCGGAGGAGGACAUCAGGGUGUCGGAGAAUGAGUCCCGGAGCCCGGACGAGUCGGUGCAACGGCUUGCGGUCACGGGUCGCGCCGGAUGGCUUGAGAAGAUGCGCAAGACAUUCGAGGAGCCCAACUCUUCGCUUGCGGCGCAGCUUUUGGCUUCAGUGUCCGUGAUCUUUGUGAUUGUUUCUAUGAUAAUGCUGUGUGCCAGCACCCUGCCGGACUGGGAUACAGCCAAAAGAAAUUCUGUGGAGGAGCACAGGAUAGUGGAGGCAGUGUGUAUUGGCUGGUUUACAGCAGAGUGCAUAGUGCGCUUUUUGGUAGCCAGAGACAAGUGGGAGUUCCUCCGCCGGCCGCUGAACAUCAUCGACGUGAUUGCCAUCACCCCCUACUAUGUCACCAUGGCGAUGGCCCGAGCAGGGAUGCCGGGCGCCGGGCUUGGGGUUGCUGGGGUGAUACUGCGGGUGCUGCGGAUGAUGCGAGUGUUCUGGCUCAUGAAGCUGGCCAGACACUUCUUGGGCCUGCAGACACUGGGGCUGACGCUCAGGCGCUGCUACCGGGAAAUGGUCAUGCUGAUGGUGUUUGUCUGCGUCGCCAUGGCAAUAUACAGCGCUCUGGCCCAGCUGCUGGAGCACGGCUUGGACUUGGGUAUGCAGAACCAAGAUUACGCCAGCAUCCCGGCCGCCGCCUGGUGGGUUAUCAUCUCCAUGACAACAGUGGGGUACGGGGAUGUGUACCCUGUGACAGUUGGAGGACGGGUGCUUGGGGGAAUGUGUGUAGUGAGUGGCAUUGUACUCCUGGCACUGCCCAUCACAUUCAUCUACCACAGUUUUGUACAGUGCUACCAUGAACUGAAACUCCGCUCUGCCAGAUAUGCACGCAGUAUGUCAUCGGAGAUACUGCAGUAAACAUACAUUUAUACCAGACAUCGGUGGCCCUGCCUCCAUCAGAAAGAAACGCAACAAACCAGUGACCCUGCUGAUCCCAUUGUGAAUUAAUGAUCAGCUCUGUGCCCUGCCCUGUUUCCUGCCUGAGCAACACCUGAUUUUAUUUGGCUUCUCUUGUUUCUGCUUAUUGUACGGAUGAUCUACAGUCAUCCUCUUCAACCAGCAUGCUCUACAUCUGUCUCCUUAACAACACAGUUUAAACAGAAGAAUAGGAAUACACAAAUUAUUUUUUAUUAAACACGCACAGGCGCAGUCAAUCCAGUUUUGACAGUGGCCGUUGUUUACACUGUAUUCCCAUGGUAACGACACUGGCAGAGAUGGCUGCCUCUUUGUAUGCUGCAUCGAGCGCGCUCUGUGUGUGUGUGUGUGUGUGUCUGUGUUUGUUUGUCUGGCCAUCAGCUUUUCACUUUGUAUAAGAUUUGCACCCAGAUGGUACAAGUUACACAAUAUUGAUGUGUGACCUAGAUACAUUCUGUUAAGCAUAAAGAUUUAAAAACCGUGAAAUAUACUGAAGGAGUGAAAAAGUGAGUGCAAAGUGGGGAUGGAGAAGGGGUGUACCGAGGAUUAGUGUGUAGGAGUGGCUUAAGCCAGGGAUAAUGAAAUAUGGAGACAGGUCAGCAAGGACUACACGGUGGCAGACAAAUACAGGGGCAAUAGAUAUGACAGGGCAGAUGGAGUGUGAAAUGGAGGAUAAAAGAUUAUGGGACAAAAAUGACAGAGAUGACAGAAUGUGGAACAAGCCUGAGCAAAAAGAAUGAAUAGCUCGAGUGUCUUUUGCUUCUCCAUUGUGAGUGAAUGUAAGGCAUUUUGUAUUUCUGUGUCUCCAAGGCAACUGCAUCCUCCAACAUGUCAAUCAUAAUGGUGGCUGAUUUGUGUGCACACAGAAAUAGGCCACAGCCAUGCACCCCUCCUGGCUGCUAUGCAGCUUAUUUGUCCUGCAAUUAUUGGGAAUA
Xiphias gladius (swordfish) is the source of this 2264-nucleotide messenger RNA. It is a transcript of the gene kcng3, whose product is annotated as potassium voltage-gated channel, subfamily G, member 3. The coding region runs from base 1 to 1272 and encodes 423 amino acids. The transcript has 2 exons. Gene Ontology annotation, cellular component: membrane; voltage-gated potassium channel complex. The record is from RefSeq and is a predicted model, not a curated record. NCBI's taxonomy places the organism in Eukaryota, Metazoa, Chordata, Actinopteri, Istiophoriformes, Xiphiidae. Gene Ontology annotation, molecular function: protein binding; delayed rectifier potassium channel activity. Gene Ontology annotation, biological process: potassium ion transmembrane transport; protein homooligomerization.